CGAAUCCACAAUGACGAGGGAGGGGGCGAUUUUAAGCAAAUCUGGGUUUCCGGGUUGGAGGCUUUUGCCAAAAACACUUGACGCUCGGAGAAAGGCUCUGAGAUUUGGUCAUGCUGAAGGCAAUCUGAAAUUUCCCCAUGACUACACUAAUAGGUGCUGUUCCAGGUGAACUUGAAAAAGGGGCAGACUGCGCAAGCCUUUUUGGCAGCUGACACGUUGAUCAGUAUGUCAAUCAAGGUUAAAGCGAUCGUCCGUUAAAUGCUGCUAAAAGCCCAUAAAUCUUGAACUUUGAAUGACAGAUGUGCGGAAUUGGAAUUUUUGACAAUACUUUAGGGAAAUUAGCUUUUACAGAUAUGACGCAAUGGUUGCAUAUCUGAUAUGUGCAGACAGUUCGGACUCGAGUUGUGUACAGUUUUGUACUUGGUGCGAAGGUUGUUGGUAACUAUGAGCACACCUGUGUAUGAUCAUGCCAGGAUCCAUGCAUACUUCUGGGCAGGAUGACCACCAGGACACAUGCAACUCACAGGAAGAAAAUGCACAAAAUUCAAAGAAGGAAGAGAAGAUACUGGGAAAGAAAUCAUGCAACAAGCAGGAGGUGAACCACCAGCCAUUAUUAAGUACAAAUGUAGCACAUCUUAUUGCUGCCAUACUUGUUAUCAUCCUGGCUGUCAUUGCCACCAAGGCUGGCACAUCAAACUCUGAUGACCUGAAAAAGCACCUGCUGGUAAUUUAUGAGAAGUACAUCAUGUUUUGGCGCAGUGCGCCGGCCGGCCACGGCCGGCCCCUCGGCCACCACCAGCCACCGCUUGCAGAACCCAUCGACGUGCUGGAGGAGUUCCCACACCCCGAGGAGUUUUAUCGGCGCUACACGAAACCACGGCGUCCGGCCAUCUUCCGCGGCCUGGCCCGGCUGCAUCCAGCCUUCCAGCGCUGGACUGACGACUACCUAAGGAAAGAGUUCGGCAAUUUAAAUGUUGACGUCGAAGUCAAGAAAAAAGAAGAUAGAGGGCAAGGAUCACUCGACAUGAGUUUUGCACAAUAUCUGUCUAUAUACAGCAAAGAAGACUACUACAUGGUGUAUAGUGUUCCGGAAGAAAUGCACGGGGACCUGAUCGUGCCGCGCAGCAUACAGUGCGGUGGUCUGCAGCACAUGCUGAUGGACGUGGUGCUCUGGUUCAGCAGUGGCGGCACGCGCUCCGUGCUCCACUACGACGAGCUGGACAAUAUCAACUGCGUGCUCGACGGCUCCAAGCAGUUCUUUCUCGUGGACGCGGAGCGUGGAUCGAGCCAUAUAGAGUUUGAUCAUAUGGAAGGGCGUUACUCAUCCGUGGACGUGCAGCACGUUGACAUGUACAAAUUCCCAGGUCUCCGGGACGUCCCCUGGUAUAACGUGACUCUAGAGAAGGGCGACUGCUUCUACCUGCCGUACAAAUGGCCUCACCACGUGCGCUCCUCCAAUACCAGGAACAUGGCUGUGAACUUUUGGUUUACCCGCAUGCUGUGGAUGAACGAGACCGACUGUGCGGGCAAACAGCUGAGCCACGUGACUAGCAUGGCCGACUUCGUCACGCGAGAGCCGGCCUCUCUUCGCAAGGCCGACAUCAUCAGCCAAGCGGAGGGGUACGAGCAAAUGACGCUGCUCUCCUUCACGGACAUCUUCUCGGAGUACACGACUGACGGGCCGAAUGCCACUGAGGAGGCGUUUGACACUCUAGACGCAGACGGCGACGGCCUGCUGGACAUCGCAGAGAUGUACGCCUACGACACGGCGCGCUUCCUCCGUCUCUUCCCGAGCUUCCCCAUGGAAGACUGAACUGAGACCAGACGCGGGCUGCGGGGGAGGCCAGGCGGGGGCUGCGGAGGAGGCCAGGUGCGGGCUGAAGAGGAGGCCAGACGCGGGCUGAGGAGGAGGCCAGACGCGGGCUGCGGAAGAGGCCGGAUGCUGGCUGAGGAGGAGGCGAAAGCGGGACGAGCGUGACUGGUGGGGUGAUGUCGCCCCCCGUAGAGGGGUCUGGACUCCGGGUAGACGGACCACAUGUGGAAAUGCGUCUAGUAGCUGUGACGCCUACGAUUUUGGUGCGGGUAAUUCUACGCCAUUUGGUCUGGAGGGUAUGUGGAUGGACGGUGUCUUUCCCCUGGGAAUCUCUCUUUCCCCCUAGCUUGGUGAGACAGUCUGUCUCAUUGAUGCAUGAUGCGUUCGUAGAUGACCUUUUAUCUUCAGAGACAACAGAUGCAGGGAUCCCAUCACAUAAAUGGACUGUGUAAGAGUAUCAGUGAGGUUACUGACAGCGGAAGGUGUUUGGGCUUUCUUUUAUUCCGUCCCCACUUUCUAGUACUGCCUGCUAAUGUUCUCCGUCCACCAGUAUCUGCGACCUUUUGAAAUGCAUGGCAGGUGAGUUUGCUGUGGCUUGCUGUGGCUUGCCUCUUGUUCAGAGUCGGACAUUUGCUAAAUAGCUGUUUAGCGUAAUUGCUGUGGGAAUAGUUAAGAUGGGGCUUGUUAUUGUGAUAAGCUGAUUGACGCCCCUUUCCUCAGCUUAAUUUCGAUUGAAUGCGGUGCCUUAGCCCGGUGAAUCAGACUGCGCGACGCAUGUUGAGUGGGAGGCUGGAAUAUGCCUGUCCCCGUAAGAUAUAUGAUUUUAGCAUGGGCUUAUCAACAGUUUUAGAAUGGCCUUAUCGUUCUGAACUCGGAUACCUGCCCCGGUUAGUGGAAUCUGGCUGUCAUAGCACAGACGAUUUUUAGCAGACCUGAUCCGUUGUUAGCUGAAUGUCCUAUUCUGGCGGAACACCAAUGGUCAUUAGCUUCAGCGUGCAUGUCAGCAACGACGGUACAGGUCUAGAUUGUAAUGCAGUGCAAGUCAGCCGCACGCAUCCGUGUGAAGGGAAGUGUUCACCCGCUACCUGAGCACACGCUGGGAUGAAAGCCUGUGGACGAGUCAGCAGACUGCCUUGUUGCGCUCAGCCGGCCGUGUGCACUGAUCAGACGAAGUGGGCUGGCAAUGGUCUGCCUGUCGGCUGACCGGUUGCUCCAGUGCUGAGAAUGGUCGGGCGCCGGCACACGUGCCAAAUGUAAUCAAGCGCCCGCGAGCAGGGCGGUGCGUUGUCGCGUGUUCGGCCGGCUUGCGGCGGCUCGAGGCGGUUGGACUGCUAGCUCGAUCCAUCAUGCGUGACGCUCAGCCAGCUAGACCGCUGUGGAAUGAUAUAGUGCAUCUAAUUACGCCGCGACGGUGCGUGCUGGGUCGCGAAGCGGGUCAAUACCAGUUCAUCGGGGACUGCAGGCGUGGUGGUAUGAUUGCAUGUCGUGAUGCUGAUAAUCAUCACGAAGCACGUCGGCCAGCUGUUCUGAGUAAUGGCGCCGGGACAGCUGACGUCAUUAUGUCAAAGUGUAUGAAACUCGGAGCUGUGCCCAGCAUUAAUAUCGACCCGCCUAUGUAUGUGCCAUAAGGCUUGUAGAAGGAACUAAAGAACGUUUGUCAUGAAGUCAGUCUUAGUCCACACCAGGCCGCGGUGCGUAAGGUAUUUUCCCUACGAGCAGCAUUGUGGAUAAUGUCAUCGAUUGCGCACUGGUCAAGAGGCAUGCGGGGUUGAUUUGAGGGGCCCAGGCUUCUGGCCGUACUAGGAGCCAGUUACAAAGGCGGUAUGAGCUAGAUGAGUCGUGUCAGGGUGCAACUCUGGAUGUACAUACCCGCGUUUGAUCUAGAGCCAGGUGUUUGCGUAGGACCGGCGCUUCUUCGCUGUCGGGCGAGUUGAUCGUUUUGCUCUUGAUUGAUGGCAUGGAAAGUACAUCAGAGACAAAACUGGCAAUGGCAGUGUUUUGUCCAUUGGCUCGGAUAGAUUCAGAAAUGAUUUUGCACAUGGUUUUUGACGGUUUGUGGGCCUAGCAUAGCGUUCACGGGCAGUUGCACAGGACGCCGGUUUUGCCGCUUUUAAGGGGCUAACAAUGAACAGACUAGUUUUAAGAUUGUCUUGCGUCGCAUAACCUACACGACAAAACGCAAAAGAUCAUUACAGUAAUGCGACUUCAUGAUGUCCGUGCUGUUACCGUCGCUAAAGGCCCCGAUUAUUGGAGCCCUUGGAGCAGUCGUUACGCUGCGUGAUUGCAGACUAUAAACGCUGAGUGUGAGUGAUGGACCGCAAUGUCAUUCCCAUGACCCCUUGCGACGGUGUCCUCCGCGACGAUAUCGGACCAGUUGUAUAAUCGUGCUCAAUGCCACCUGUGAUGUGCGGACACGUGGGCUCCGCUGCGUGGCGAUGUGCGUUCUGGGGAUUAUUAAUAUACAAUGAAAGACCAUGUCGCAGAUUAAGCAU
Messenger RNA from Pollicipes pollicipes, 4305 nucleotides. RefSeq lists its product as uncharacterized. NCBI's taxonomy places the organism in Eukaryota, Metazoa, Arthropoda, Thecostraca, Pollicipedomorpha, Pollicipedidae. Gene Ontology annotation, molecular function: calcium ion binding. The record is from RefSeq and is a predicted model, not a curated record. The transcript is spliced from 8 exons. The coding region runs from base 461 to 1813 and encodes 450 amino acids.